This is a messenger RNA of Aethalodelphis obliquidens (Pacific white-sided dolphin), 6875 nucleotides long. It is a transcript of the gene FLRT2, whose product is annotated as fibronectin leucine rich transmembrane protein 2. The record is from RefSeq and is a predicted model, not a curated record. The transcript has a single exon. The coding region runs from base 374 to 2356 and encodes 660 amino acids. Gene Ontology annotation, molecular function: protein binding. NCBI's taxonomy places the organism in Eukaryota, Metazoa, Chordata, Mammalia, Artiodactyla, Delphinidae.
GACUGAACUUAACCAAGUUCAUAGGCUGAUCCACACUGACCUGACCGACCACAGAAGAAGGGGUUCUGCCUACCUAACUGGGCCCCUUUUGACCGCUGAUAACUUGGCUUCACUUGUUGCCUGGGUGGAAAGUUCUCCCUAUUGAAAUUUUUUUGCACAUGGAGGACAAUAGCAAAGAGGGCAACAUAGGCUGAUAAGACCAGAGACCACAGGAAGAUUCUUUGACCUUGGCCUUCGGGACUUUUCCUCUAGCUGGAGUUCUGGACUUUAACAGAACUGCGUUCAAUCAUUUUGGUUUUGCUACCUGUUUUUUUUUUUUUCUUUUUCUUUUUCUUUUCACUACCACAUCGUAUUUUAUUUCUGUACUUCAGAAAUGGGCCUACAGACUACACAGGGGCCCAGCCAGGGGGCUUUUUUCCUGAAAUCUUGGCUUCUCAUUUCCCUGGGGCUCUACUCACAAGUGUCAAAACUCCUGGCGUGCCCUAGCGUGUGUCGCUGCGACAGGAACUUUGUCUACUGUAACGAGCGAAGCUUGACCUCAGUGCCUCUUGGGAUCCCGGAGGGCGUCACUGUACUCUACCUCCACAACAACCAAAUUAAUAAUGCUGGGUUUCCUGCAGAGCUGCACAACGUACAGUCUGUGCACACCGUGUACCUUUAUGGGAACCAACUGGAUGAAUUCCCCAUGAACCUUCCCAAGAACGUCCGAGUUCUCCAUCUGCAGGAAAACAAUAUUCAGACCAUUUCACGGGCCGCCCUGGCCCAGCUCUUGAAGCUUGAAGAGCUCCACCUGGAUGACAACUCAAUAUCCACGGUGGGGGUGGAAGAUGGGGCCUUCCGGGAGGCCAUUAGCCUCAAAUUGUUGUUUCUAUCCAAGAAUCACCUGAGCAGCGUGCCUGUGGGGCUUCCCGUGGACCUGCAAGAGCUGAGAGUGGAUGAGAAUCGAAUUGCCGUCAUAUCAGACAUGGCCUUUCAGAACCUCACCAGCUUGGAGCGUCUGAUCGUGGAUGGAAACCUCCUGACCAACAAGGGCAUUGCCGAGGGCACCUUCAGCCACCUCGCCAAGCUCAAGGAAUUUUCCAUUGUCCGGAAUUCGCUCUCCCAUCCCCCUUCUGACCUCCCAGGUACGCACCUGAUGAGGCUCUAUCUGCAGGACAACCAGAUCAACCACAUCCCUUUGACAGCCUUCUCGAAUCUCCGGAAGCUGGAACGGCUGGAUAUAUCCAACAACCAGCUGCGCGUGUUGACUCAAGGGGUCUUCGAUAACCUCUCCAACCUGAAGCAGCUCACUGCUCGGAAUAAUCCUUGGUUCUGUGACUGCAGUAUUAAAUGGGUCACGGAAUGGCUCAAACACAUACCCUCAUCUCUGAAUGUGCGAGGUUUCAUGUGCCAAGGUCCUGAACAAGUCCGGGGGAUGGCAGUCCGGGAGUUGAAUAUGAAUCUGUUGUCCUGUCCCACCACGACCCCCGGCCUGCCUCUCUUCACUCCAGCCCCAAGUUCAGCUUCGCCCACGACUCAGCCUCCCACACUCUCUGUCCCGACCCCUAGCAGAAGCUAUGCGCCUCUAACUCCCAUGGCAUCGAAACUCCCCACGAUUCCCGACUGGGAUGGCAGAGAAAGAGUGACCCCGCCUCUUUCUGAACGGAUCCAGCUCUCUAUCCAUUUUGUGAAUGACACUUCCAUUCAAGUCAGCUGGCUCUCUCUCUUUACUGUGAUGGCGUACAAACUCACGUGGGUGAAAAUGGGCCACAGUUUAGUGGGGGGCAUCGUUCAGGAACGCAUUGUCAGUGGUGAGAAGCAGCAUCUGAGCCUGGUCAAUUUAGAGCCCAGAUCCACUUAUCGGAUUUGUUUAGUGCCGCUGGAUGCAUUUAACUACCGAGCUGUAGAAGACACCAUUUGUUCUGAGGCCACCACCCAUGCCUCCUAUGUGAACAACGGCAGCAACACGGCUUCCAGCCAUGAGCAGACGACUUCCCACAGCAUGGGCUCCCCUUUUCUGCUGGCGGGGCUGAUCGGGGGUGCGGUGAUAUUUGUGCUUGUGGUCCUGCUCGGUGUCUUUUGCUGGCAUAUGCACAAAAAGGGGCGCUACACCUCCCAGAAGUGGAAAUACAACCGAGGCCGGCGGAAAGAUGACUAUUGCGAGGCAGGCACCAAAAAGGACAAUUCCAUCCUGGAGAUGACAGAAACCAGCUUUCAGAUCGUCUCCUUAAAUAACGAUCAGCUCCUUAAAGGAGAUUUCAGACUGCAGCCCAUUUACACCCCAAAUGGGGGCAUUAAUUACACAGACUGCCAUAUCCCCAACAACAUGCGAUACUGCAACAGCAGUGUGCCAGACUUGGAGCACUGCCAUACGUGACAGCUAGAGGUCCAGCAUUACAAACGCGGACAGUAAGACUCUCGAGAACACACUCGUGUGUGCACAUAAAGACACGCGAAUUACAUUUGAUAAAUGUUACACAGAUGCAUUUGUGCAUUUGAAUACUCUGUAAUUUAUACGGUGUACUAUAUAAUGGGAUUUAAAAAAAGUGCUAUCUUUUCUAUUCCAAGUUAAUUACAAACAGUUUUGUAACUCUUUGCUUUUUAAAAUCUUAAAAAAAAAAAAAUAGUUGCUGAAGUACUGUACAGGGUUGUACAAUGAGAACCCAAUACUAAGGUAAAAGAAUGAGUGAUUCUUCCUCCUGAUGCAAUUCACCACUUUGCUGUUGAAGCUUCAGAACAAAUUCCUUUCCUAGAGUUGGUGGUCAGAUGAAAGGGCAGGUUAAAAUGGACUCAUCAGUGUAGGAUAAAUAAUAGGCAUAAAACCAGAAAUGACCCCAGAUAUCUUCACGCUAUUUGUAUAUUUCCUGGUCUGGAAGAAAAGUGAAAACUUCUAGAGUAUAAGAAAGGAGGUAGUCACCCUGAUUUGACCCAAAGGAGGAAAUGCAGAAAACAUCUCUUGAGGAAGUCAGUUCCUGUGAGAUAAGUUAACCCAUCCUGGCAGAAUCAAGAAAAUGAGAUAAGAUUUGAAAAGACAGUCAAACCCAGGGGUUGGCUUUCUGACUGGGAACUUGAAAAUCACUCUUCAGGCUUCCCUGGCCCUAUGUGAAACAGUGAGAGACCUGAGUCUGUUUUCAGUCAUCUUCGGGGGCAGGUAGGAUGUCCCAGCAAGAAAACUCCCUUUAAAAGUGUUACUGUUCAAGUCAUAUGUCAGGUUGAAUCACAUUCAUCAGAGAUAUAUUCUAGAAUACUUUUUUUAGAAGAGGCUAAUAAAAUAAUGGGAAGAAUUAUAUUGAAUGGAAUUAUUUUUGAUAAUGAGAACUAUUUGGGUAGAUUCACUGCAGCUAUGUCAACAUGAUAUUUAGACCAACAAGGGAUCAAUGUUUGGAAUAUACUAAACUUGUUAUGUAAAAAUUAUUGAUACCAUUUAGACAAAAGCAAGUGAUCAGUGGUUCUGUUAUACUAUAUCAACUAACUUUGUUAGUAUCAUGUUGAAAUAGCUUGAAUUAAUACCUUUAUCCCCUUGGAAAUUCUUGUCUUCCAAUCACCUCACGUAUAUUUUCGUAAUUAGCUGUAGAGGCAACAUUUGUCAUUCCCCCUCUCUUCAAAAUUCAAAAGAACAUCAUGGAUGCCAGUCUUGGUUGCACAAAAUAUCCAUAUACACUUUAAAAUGUAUACUAAUUCUCCUUGCUAAUAAUUCUGUAAGGACACAUCAAAGCUGGCAAAAUAACGUAUUUGUUUAAAAAGCAAUACCAAGUUUCCACCUUGAACUGACUUUGACCUUCCAUUUUUUAAAUUUCAUUUAUUCCUUUCAGUCAUGGAUGUUCCUCUUCUUUGGGAAUUGUGGAGGGAUAAUCAAUCUUAUAUUAACAGCGUAACAGAUGAAAAAAAAUGAUCAAGUCUGAGAGGGAAGACUUGUUCUCCUAAUCUUGGCAAAGCAGGGCAUAGGACAGAGGGCAUGGAGAAGAGAAGGAUGUCCAGACUUAAUUCUAGAUAUUUUUUGAAGCAACGUCCAUCUUCAGAAAGCAUGUAUAAUGUACUCCUUUCCAUCCCUUAGUUGUAGAAGGGCUAUCGAUCACACACAUACAUUAUCUAAAAAAUACACCCUUGGAAAAUUAUUUUCAAAAUCAAAUUUAGGCAUUUCAGUCUGUGUUGCAUGUUUCCUUGAUCACCAGCCAUUAUUUUAGGAACCUAUGAAGUUAAUGUCACAAUCAUUUUGCUUUCUCUUUCUCUGUCCCUCUUACUUUUAACAAAAUAGAACUGUGAUGUGUCUACUUUGUAAGAGUUUAGGUAUAAAAUGCUAUGCAAGUUUUUCUUUAUAGUAAGAGCUUUAUUUUCUUUAAUAAUAUAUCCCCAACUCAUAUGUUUUAAUCUCCCUUGUCCCUCAGAAUAAGCAGAAAAUAUAACUGAAGUUAUGUUAUAGACACAAGAAUCAAAACUGUGCAGUCAGUUGAGCUGAAAUUAACUACUAAUUAAUUUGAAUUAAUUCUAAAGUGACUUCGGUUUUCAUUUUAGUUUAUUAGCUAGCUAGUUUUGUCUGUUGCUUUUUUAAAGCUUGAUCCACACAGUGAAGGGUUAAGACAAUCUGUGAAAGUGAUCAGUGUAGCAGUAAGCCAUCUGAAAUGCAGGACCAUGACAUGGGGUUUUGUGUAUUUAACUGGAUAAUUCCCUCCCACUGUCCCUUUCUCCUUGGCUGUGUAGAUAAAACUAUGUGUUCAAAUGAUGGUACUUUGAUUUUUGAGGGUUUUUUUUUUCCUUUUAUCCACAAAAUAAUCAUUCUCAUUUAUUUGUAUUGUGUGUAUAACCUCCAGCUGGAUACUUCGCUGCUGAAACAAAUGUUUUUGCUUUGAGCCAGGAAGACCAAGAUUAGAGAGGUUUCUAUAAUGUCUUAUGGGAUUCACAGAAUUAUUUGGGGCUUAAGUCCUAUGACAGAGACCUGGUCAUGUGAAGUGAUUAGGAUGAUCUGAAAUGGUUCCUUUGCUAGAAGACCUUUCUGAAGAGAUAGAAUCUAGUUAUAGACUUAAUUCUGAGCUUGUGCACAACAUGACAGAGACUGUUAAAAUUGAGAUCAGUCUCCUAUUUGAAAUAGUGUACCUGGGGCUCUCACCUACACCAGGAUAGAAAGCACAUCAUGGAAUCUGUAACAACCAUCAGUGGUGGAUGAUGCUUUGAAUGGUGUUUUUGUUAUGGGAAUGUUUUCCUGAUACAUCAACUCUGUAUUUUGGACCUCUCUUGAGCUCAUACAUUAUUUUGCAUUUUGAGAUUAGUCAAGAGUCACAGUUCAAGGUGCAGGACAAGACCAUGAGCAAAGCCAUACGUACCGGCUUUUAAAGAGCUCGAUGCUGUCUGACCAAAUCAAAUGAUUUCAGAUACUAUGUGUCCACUUUCAGAGCUAGGUAACUGUCACUGUGCAGAAGAAAUUCCAAAAGGAAAAGUCAUAGCCAUGAGCACACAGGUAUUACUGACCAUUAUUCAUACCCAGCAUUGUCAUGAAUACCUACUUGUUUGGGGAGAUGUAUUUGAAUAGGGAGAAGCCCUUAGCUUCCCUCAAACUGUCAAAUGCAUUAACAACUUUUCGCAUGGGACAAUCAAAAGCAGAGACACAAAGGAUGUCCUCCUGCCUAUUUUUCUGAUGCGAGAAGUGGAAAACAUUCUACCCUGUGAGAAAUCAUGCAAUUUCUAGUUAUCUGGAUGUUUGUUGAAAAUAUGUUACAUGUUUUCCCAGAGGUUUAAAAAAAAGUAUAAUGUGACCAGUCUGGUAAAAAGGAUGAAUGAAAUAGCUGAUGUUAUGGCUCCAUUUCCUACUAGAUCAUAAUAGUCCUAGUCAUUCCACAGGAGUUAGAACUUCCUUCCUCACUGAGGAGAACAAGCUCUCCAUGUUGUGGACAGAGCAUCCAUUCCAGACACAAGACAAUAUAGUUGCUGUCCACAGGGAGGACAGGAGAUAGCUUGGUCAGCUAACCUCACUUGCAGAAUCCAUUACAACUUGCAACAAUGCAGUGAUCAAUUUCCAUUACUUCUUAGCUUCUAGCAUUUUUCUCUACCCUAUAACAAGGAGACAUUGUUUCACUUUGGAAUAUGAGAGUAAUAGUUUUGCUCAUGACUUACCUUUCCAACUUCAUGGGAAAGCAGAACAGAAAAUGGAGCCCCAAAGAGAAAGAGAUAAAUACAUAAAACAAACCAAAAAACUCCUCUUCAUUAUUAGUUUUGUCCAACCUUGCCUGAUGCUUUUUUUUUUAAGUCAAAAUACUAAUGUAGGAAGCAGUAGUUUACACCUCUCUCUAAUUUCUUCAGUGGGGUCGAAAGACAAUUGCUGACAAUGGGGGGAUGCUUGUCCCUGAUUGUGGGGAGAAAGUUUUGUACAUGUUGUUAUAACAUGUACUGUUACACUGUUAUUCUGGGGAUACUGUUACAACAAAAAAAAAAUCACAUUCCUUUUGCUAUAGUUUAAGUUUUUUUUUUUUCCUAGCAGCACACCCACCAGAAGAGCACAAAGCAAGGCCAUCACAACAGACAUUUUUUAACUAGUGUAAAACACACACUUGUGUACACACACACACCACACACAGGGGUAUUCGUAAAGACAUCCAUGAGGUGUAAGAUUUAUAACCUUUCUGAGGCAAGGUGAAGGCGUCGCCACUGUGUGUCCCUCUUGGGAACAGUAUAUAUUCGCUGAAAGUUAAUCCUGAUGAUUUGUUAUUGUUUGAGCCGUAUGUUGAUUUGCUUCUGGUUUCUGUGUAGUGUGUUCUCACUGACAAGGGACUGCAAGGGGCUGGAAGAUUCUGCAUCACACAUCCCCUGAGACCUACUGUGUCGCACACUUUGUUAACUACAAACUUCACUCUACACUAUACAGUACCUUGUUGAUAUACUCAGUAAAGGCUUAUUUUAAAAAGAAA